GCCCUACUUCCGCAUUCGGCAGCAAGUGGUGCGCGCUGUUGGGGCCGGUUGGAGGAAUCCGCUCGGUUUGUGAACUGGAAGUUGUGUUUUGUUUUUAGACACAAGCUACACAACAAGCAGAAAUAUGAGUGAAGACUUUACGUCCGACUACACUGGUAACGAAGGCUUCAACUCCGGGGAGUCGUUCCCACAGGAAAAUGGCGGCGAUAAAGCAAAAGCCAAUGGCUCCGGAGACGGCGGCGGACGGGACAGUGGUGCUGCAGAGGCGCCUGGAAGGGAUGAUGAGAGGAAGCUGUUUGUGGGCGGUCUCAGCUGGGAGAGCUCCGAAAAGGAGCUGCGCGAGUACUUCGGCGAGUUCGGCGAGAUCGAGUCUGUGAACGUCAAGACGGAUCCCAACACGGGCCGGUCCCGCGGCUUCGCCUUCCUCGUGUUCUCUUCCACGGACGCCAUCGAGAAGGUGAUGAACAAGUCGGAGCACAUCAUUAACGGCAAGAAGGUAGAUCCGAAGAAGGCCAAGGCGCGUCACGGCAAGAUCUUCGUCGGCGGCCUCAAGCCCGAGAUGUCGGACGACGACAUCAAGAACCACUUCAGCGCCAUGGGCACGGUCGUCGAAGUCGAGAUGCCGGUCGACAAGGUGAAGAACCAGCGCAAGGGCUUCUGCUUCAUCACGUUCGAGCAGGAGCAGGUGGUGCAGGACCUGAUCCGCGUCGGCAAGACCAAGAUCAAGGACAUGGAGGUGGACGUCAAGAAGGCCACCCCGAAGCCGGACGGCAUGCGCGGAGGCAUGCGAGGAGGACCGCGCGGCGGCCGGGGUGGUCGCGGUGGCGGCCGGGGUUACGGCGGCGGCGGCUAUGGCGGCGGCUACGGAGGGUACGGUGGCGGAUACGACAACUACGGAGGCUACGGCGGCGACUACUACGGCGGCUACGGUGGCUACGGCGGCUAUGGAGGCUACGGCGGCGGGUACGACGGCGGCUACGGCGGCGGCGGCUACGGGGGCUACGGCGGCGACGGCGGCUACAGCGGUGGCAAGCAGCGCGGCGGCGGCGGCGGCGGCCGCGGCAGCUCCAGGCACCAGCCGUAUUAGGCCAGUCCCGCCAUCGCUGCCCCACCCUCCCCGCUCUUCAUCAACUCAUUGACGGCACCAGCCCAGCCGGUCCCGCUCGGGCCGGACCGCUCUCGCCGGGUGACGCGCCGCCCCCGCGAGACGGCGGAGCCGCCUCGGACGUUCGCUCGCUCGCUCGCUCGCCAGUGUCUCAGUGUGCCGACAGCGUCGGUGUUGUGUUGUAGUCCGCGUGCGCGCGCGCGAGGUGCAUAGUCGCCGCGGACGAGAAGUGCUUUGUGUGCCCUCGUCAUGAAUAUACGUGAUCACAGUGCGCAGAGCGCGUGUUUGCCAGGGCGGGUGAGAGGGCGAAGGGUGAGCGCGCAGCCUGCGUUCAUGUGAGUAGUGUGACGUUUUAGUUCUCGAGCGGCAGGCUGACCGUACGGCGUCGGUGGAUCUCAUCCAAUAAAUUCGUGUUUGAAGUCCA
This is a messenger RNA of Pollicipes pollicipes, 1529 nucleotides long. Its product is annotated as RNA-binding protein squid. Gene Ontology annotation, molecular function: RNA binding. The transcript is spliced from 9 exons. Bases 125 to 1087 code for a protein of 320 amino acids. Gene Ontology annotation, biological process: regulation of gene expression. Gene Ontology annotation, cellular component: chromatin; nucleoplasm. The record is from RefSeq and is a predicted model, not a curated record. NCBI's taxonomy places the organism in Eukaryota, Metazoa, Arthropoda, Thecostraca, Pollicipedomorpha, Pollicipedidae.